Messenger RNA from Anopheles funestus (African malaria mosquito), 3616 nucleotides. It is a transcript of the gene par-6, whose product is annotated as partitioning defective 6 homolog beta. The record is from RefSeq and is a predicted model, not a curated record. Bases 661 to 1605 code for a protein of 314 amino acids. Lineage: Eukaryota; Metazoa; Arthropoda; Insecta; Diptera; Culicidae. The transcript has 5 exons. Gene Ontology annotation, molecular function: protein binding. Gene Ontology annotation, biological process: centrosome cycle.
GUGUAAUGAAGCAGCAGUAGCGCGUUUGUGUUUUCUCUCGGUGAAAAACUUGUUUUUCGUUUAUUAUUUUUUGCUGCUCCGCUUACGAACGUGCUUAAACCGUUUCCAUCCGAGUGUCCGCCUGUCUGGCGAAGUGAUACUGUGAUAAUAUAUGUCUAGUUUUGUGUGCGCUCGAUGCGCCCGAGAUGCGAAAGUGUUCCCCCGGCGAUUGUGACUAACUUCACUCUGUUCCCAUUAUCGUGUGGCACCGUGUUUAGCAACGGGAAAGAAAAAAAAAGGCCAGGAAAAUCUGACCCGCAAUCUGCUUUGCAUAAGUUUCACCAUCGUGUAAGUUGUGUCUCGUGAUAUCUGUACGGUUUUGAUCCGGAUGGCGUUUUUUGCGUGAUUUUGCCUGCCACCGUUUUCGACCAACAACCGUAGCCAAAUCGAAGUGUACAGAGUGAAAUUUUCCAAUGGCCAAGUUCAUAUCGCAGUAGAAAUCGAAAUUCAUGAUCGUAACCCGAGGGAAAAAGUGCGGUGCUCAAUAUAGUAUUCUUUGCUGUUCGUCCCCCCCCCCCCCCCCCGUCCCCCAUCGCUCAGCAACUCUUUGUCCGUUGUGUGAUAGUGUAAAGUUUUUAAAUUAUUCAUUUUCCUCUUUAAAUGAUUGUAAAUAAGUGAAGAAUGUCGAAAAGCAAAACAGCUCAUCCGAAAAUCGACAGCGAUCGUGUAGAAAUCAAAUCAAAGUUCGAUGCUGAAUUCCGGCGAUGGUCCGUAAAACGAUCCGAACAACAUUCCUUUGAAGAGUUCCAGUCGUUAAUCGAACGGCUACAUAAGCUCGACCGCUCCCAGCUUCUGGUUUCCUACAUCGAUCCGCGGGAUAACGAUUUGCUACCGAUCAACAAUGAUGACAACUUUGGAAGGGCUCUGACGACGGCGCGACCCCUGCUACGCGUAAUCAUACAGAAGAAAGGUGACAGUAUUGAGGAGCGAACGGGAUACGGUACGAUUCGACCCAGAAAUCUCAUCAGCAGCAUUCUUGGACAAACACCGGUGAAACCGAAAGGUUUGGCAAUAUCCAAUCCGCACGAUUUUCGACAGGUAUCCGCUAUCAUCGACGUUGAUAUUGUCCCCGAAACAUGCCGACGAGUACGUUUGCUGAAGCAUGGUAGUGAAAAACCUUUGGGAUUCUACAUUCGUGAUGGUACAUCUGUGCGGGUUACCGCUAAUGGACUAGAAAAGCUGCCCGGAAUCUUCAUUUCCCGACUCGUGCCUGGGGGAUUAGCCGAAAGUACCGGCCUGCUAGCGGUGAACGAUGAGGUGCUGGAGGUAAACGGUAUAGAGGUGCUAGGCAAAACGUUGGAUCAAGUGACGGACAUGAUGGUGGCCAACAGCUCUAAUCUUAUCAUCACGGUAAAACCUGCCAACCAGCGAACCCUUGCACCGCCCCGGCGCGGAUCAUUCUCGCGCAAUAGUCAACUUUCCGGUGGAUCGCACCAAUCGCACCAUACGACGGGUUCGGACGAAAACGAUCAGGACGAUCAGGAUGAGGUAGUGGACCUUAUCGAGGCGGUCACGCUUGAGGAGAGCAAUCUCAUCUCCCAAAAGGAUGGUGUGCUGCAUUUGUAGGCUCAGUUGUUUAUCUACGAUAACAUUUACAAACUGUUUGUUUUGGUGCGUCCUCUCCAAAUCUGGCAUUCCACGAGUAGAAUAUUACAAGUGGGCGGAACGUUUUUAAAAACACCCACACACACACACAAAGGGAAGGCGGAUUGUUUCUAUCUAUUCGUAAUAACUACAUUUGUCGAAGUUUGUGUGUACAGAUACGAGCUACACUGCGUUUUUAGCGAAUGGAAACUACAGAAAGUGCCUGGCAGUUGUCAUCCGAUGUUAAAGUCAAUUCCUUUUAUAGGAGUUUUAUGGAACGUAUACAAGUUUGGAAGAAGCGUUCGUUACUUAAUUAAAACCGUUACGUUAAUGCAACAACAACAAAAAACAAAUACGGAACAAAAGCAACAGCAUUCCAAUUUAUGAUCUUAAACAAGCAUGCAACUUUAUAUCUACAUGCAAGAAGCAAAAAAAAAACAUUUGAAAGGUUUCCAUUCUCGUUCACUAAACUGACUGGCGAAUGUGGAUCAUCGAUCCGUUGUGAUAGAAGCCGAAAAAAACAACAGCAAAGAGAAACAAAUUUUAACAGUAUAUUUGAAGUUAUAGCAUGCAAAACCGUGCCUUUCUAAAUUGUCGGUGGAAAAUCGGUCCAUGUGUACAAGACAGAGAUUGUCUAGCCUUGUAUUUCCCAAAUACUGUUGCUUAAGCGAAUCGGCAGAGGAAAUAACAAAUAAGCACGUGUACAGAGAGCUUACGACUCAAUCAAAAAGCAAUAUUGCUUUAAGUCAACUGAAGUACUUCAAUAUACAUUAAAACCCUAACAAACAGUACUUAUAUAAACGGAAACAGUAUAAUUGUUGUAAAUUGGGGAUAAAACAACCGGUAAGAAUGGCAGUGGCAGUUUCUCGUUCUUUGAUGAUUCGCGCAAAAGCAACAAAGCGUAAUAUUCAGGAUGGUAGUUUUUCUUGUUCUUAAUGUGAAUCUUGUGCUCCUUAACGAGCCGCAGCUAAAAGUGCUAGCGAAUCAGAUCAUCAGUUUCGUUAGCAAAACAAAACAACAUCAGAUAGCUGCUAUCCAAUACCAAAUAUUUAAGGAGUUCAUAGAGAUGUGGGCAAAAUGUACUUUACUGUCUGCUUGACGAUGCAUGGUUUAACAUUGGUGUAGUUAUGCAAACACCGCGCUAUAGCAGCCUUUAAGCGAGCAAGGGCGUUGGAAAAUAACGAUAACGCAAGACACACAGAAACAAUAGUGGAGUUGGAAAUAAGGAAAUAAGAAAAAAGUCACGUACACCGACAACGGAUAAACACAACACCCUUAUGAAAUGCGAAACAAACGGAAAUGUUCACAACCUUUGGCAGCUGAUAAAAAAAGACAACAUGCAAGGCGUGAUGCAAAGUUAGUAUAGCCGUUACUAUAUUUUUACCAAACCUCGUUGUGGGAACACGGGACACACUAUCUGGUUUGCCGGGCUUAGUGUUUCCGCGCCCAGCUAGGCUGUCCUAAGCAAUUUAUUUUGUUUUUGUCAACGCUCAUCCGUAUUUCCAGAGUAUUGCUCCGCCCUUAUAUGUGCGAACAUUAUUACACAGUAUUUUUUUUGUUAUUAUUCGCUUAGUUAUAGAAUAAAUGGAUAGAACGAUAGCAGCAGCAGCAGCAGCAGGUAGUGCAACACAAAACAAACACCACUAUUCCGUAUUAAUAACAAAAGGAUCACACCAUUUUUGCGACUUAUACUCACUAGGCGUAGUUUAGCAUACGCAUGUUCGAUCGGCACCCACUACACCGUGUCAUGGGGUUUUCCUCUCACGUGGUUGAGCAUGUGUACGUUAUCGAUGAAAAAAAAAACAAAUACCCAAUUGCCUUAAAACGUCCCGAGUCGUUUGAAAAGCAAAUAAGCAUAGGACCAUUAUACUUAAACAUUCUCGUUCUUUCAACACACACACAUUCCGUACACAAUCGUAGAUAAAACGUUAGGGUCUUAAAACUGUUUACAAAGAAAAAAACAAAUAUAUUAUAAACUUUUUAUGGAUGAAAA